AUGAACGGGGACAGGCCCACGGCCAAUGGAGAGCGCAUUCCAAAUGGCGUCGAUCAAGACGCUGCACAAGCCUCCCCCAAUGCCGGACACAUAAAGCAAGAGAGAGACGCCUUGAACCUGUCCGUUCCUGGCGGAGAAGGGUCAUCACAUGCCAAUGGAGACAGCCACGCCAGUCAAGCGUCCAAACGCGACAUGGAAAGUAGUGUUGCAAACGACGUUGAACGGGCGCCAUCGGACAUCCUCCACCUUAUUCCUAAAGACAAUUAUCUGCCCAUAGCGGCCCUGAUCAGUCGAGCCUCGCAAGCAUGCUGGAAUGGUUUGACGGACCUUGUGGAGGAACUUGCUUCCAUACAGGUGCCGGAACAACCAACGGAGCAGACCAAACCACUACCCAACAAUCUACCGAACAAUCAAACCACGGCCAAUUUGGACAAGAAAGAACGACUGCUCCAGUUCGCGAAUGACCAGAAGGCGGACUUCGUCAAAUUGCUGGUGCUUCUGCAGUGGAGCAAGAAUGUGGACGAUGUCAGCAAGACCAUCUCAAUCAACUUUUGGCUGAUGAAACGCCGUCAAGCCUAUUGGGAUGCCAUUGCUUCUCUGGCGGCUCUCAAACAAGAGUCUGCCGGCUUCCAGCUUCCCAAUCCCGAUCUGAAGGGAGCCGCGGAGGUUCUGUCAACGGGCAGAGUUCGCACUUUCUCCACGCUUGGCUACAUUCCGCAGGAAGAUCUAUCAGACAAGCAGAUCCUCCGGCUGCUGAGAACGUUGAACCGCUCUCUCAGCGUCAAAUUAACACUUUUGGACAAUCUUCCUUCCCAGUUGCGAAGGUACCGGGUCCAUGACGGCCGUAUCACGUUCACUAUCCCCAACGAGUUCGAGGUUGACCUUUCCAUUCUAGACGACAGUCCGGAUGCCCAAUUCCGCAUGGUAGAUUUCCGCUUUUGCUUCUCGCCCGCACCCCACGUCCCAGAAAGCCUACGCUCGGAGAUUGAAUUGUAUGCAAACACCAACAUUGACCGCGACGGACUGCAAGGUUGCUAUCUCUUCCUGCAUGAACUGGCGUUAUCUUACAAAUUGGCCGAAUUCCACAAGCAAGCGGUCGAGCUGGCAAGAACUCAGUGGGCGGGAAAUCUUCGUGUUGAAAUGAUUCGACGAAAUCUCGUCAUUCAGUACUGGCCGGAGAGGCAGAUCGGCAAGAGCUGGAUUGAAAUCGGAAUCGCCAGUGGAAAAGCGAAGAAGGAUGCCCGCAGUCAGGAGCUAGUUCCUUUCCUCGAGAUCAAAGCCAUGCGACAGGGCAAGAAGGUGGAAUCGCUACAGGUGCAUCUCCAGGAGUCCGUGUUGUCCCUUGACGAGGUCCUCCAUCAGGUCAUUGCCCAGCACUCGACAGACAUCCUGGACUCCAUCUACGACAAGUUGGUGCUUACAACACUCUUCGCAAAAGCCGAACUGGUACUGGAUCAGGACAUUUCGUAUGACGAUCCCGAGGAAUGCUCAUUGACCAUGCAAGUAUCUCGGUCUUCACGCAUUCAAAUCAAGAUUGAACCAGUCACCGGACUGCUACUGAUCAGUCCAGUGAGCGAAAGAAGCGAACGAUUGCAAUAUGAAAUCAACCGUAUACAUGGUGUCGCAGAUGAGAUCGUGUCGAAAUUGCUCAACUUCAGAUGCAGUGUGAGGGAGGCUUCGGUGUUUUCAGGCAUCACAGGUACCAGCUGGGAAGCCUUGAGAGCGUUCAAGCUCAAUCAAGCCGAAAUCAAGACGUUGUUUGGAACCCCCGUUGUCAGGAUCAACAUGUUCCGACAACCCCAAUGGGGAUUGGGAUAUUCUCUAGCCAUCACUCACGGGCAACACGGCGAUCACUGGUAUCUAUUACAGCAGUUACCGUCACCGGGACCAAAUCUGCAGCCGCGGUUUCACGUCAUUCGAAGCCAAGGGAUUGCGAUCAAUGAGGAAUUAUCCGGAGGAUAUUUCGAGCGACUUGCGGACUACGCCACAGGCCUGAUCUGCCUUCAACGGAAUGCCGACUAUCUGAAGGAAAGAAAGGAGGAGGUCAACCUUCCGCCAUUCCCGGCGUUCGGACGCAAGUACGAAUUGCCCGAAUUGACGUUUGAUCUGGAUUUGUCCCGACCAGCCCUAGGACUGUUGUCCAGCUCGCCGCCACAGCCAUCUUUGACAGACGGGGCGAAAACAUCUUCCACUGCCCCGGAUGUGAUAAAGAGUAUGAAACUUUGUUUUGGUGGGCUGGAUCGAGCCACGAACAAAGUUACCACGAUUGGGCAAUUCCAGAAUCGGGCAAGCUCUGCCGCACUGAAACACAUCGAUGCCUCUAUUUUGGGACCCCAUGUUACCCUGAACUCUGAAGAUCGAAGCGUCACUAUUCGAGUGCAAACUUCCAUCACUGAGGCUGCCAUUCCAGACAUUAUCGCCAAUGCCAUGGACCUUGAAAAGAUCGUAUCAACCGUGGAACAGCUCCAUCGCCUGCCAGGACUGCAAUUGAAGAAUCUUUCGAAUUCGGCCAUUACCAUCGCGUAUCAGAUGGAAGAGUCGAAAGAAUGUGGUCUGACCAUGGCUUUCACAAGAGGAAGCGAAGUUCCACAGCUGGAGUUUCUCCCCGCCAACGGCAAUCCACACGCUCUCCUAGCUACACAUUACGCCAAACUAUUUGCAGCAGGCCGUGUUCCAUUCGCGAGUCAAGUCCGUGAUCUGUGGACUUCUCUGAUAGUGACACUGCCGCUACUAACAUUUCUGCGCAAUCUCCAAGACAAGCAUGGGCUCAAUCUCAAAGAGUCGCCUGGCUCGUCGUCGGACAGCCAGAAAGGUGUGAUGCGGGUGCACCUCCUCACGAGGACGACUACAGCCUUUGGAGUUCAGUACUUCACGUCCGCCGCCGAGGUCCCUCGAGAUGUUGGGCCUGGAUCGCAUCCACAUUUGCUGGCUCGCCUGGAGAUCUUGCCCCAUCUCAAUGCCUCUCGAAAACCCAUGUGGUUGGUGCGGGCCGCCCUUGAAGAUUUCCAAUCCUAUUCGAGGCCAUCGUAUUGCAGUCAAGUAUUGCGGGACAAAUUGAGACAAGACAUAUUCGCUCGUGCAGACAAUGGGGGUAAGUGGUUGGCACUCGACUCGGCCGCGAUUUGCAAGGCCGAUCAACCGCAGGCAUUGCUCCAAGCCAUCCACGAUCUGCUUUGUGACUUUGUGAAGGAGGGAAAGGCGUCUGCUGCAGUUUCCGAGGGAGGAAACAAGCAGACUAAAGGCACGAACGUCGGCAAACAGAUCGGACGACAAGACGGCAACACCGGCAACACCGGCAACAAAACCGUUAAUCACCAAAAUCUCCCCAACGGCAACGGAGGUGGCAAUAGCAAUUCCAAACCCAGCAAAAUCCCGGUGUCGAGUAAAAUGCCGCCACAUGGAGACAAUGCUCCUCCCAAUGGAGGGAUCAAGCCUCAGUGGCCGCCUGCUAAUGCGAACAUGAACACGGGGAGACCAGGGGUUAACGCGAAAGGCAGUUCCAACGCCGGGAGAAAUAAGGAAGUGAUCACGCUUGACUGA
Molecule: messenger RNA, 3540 nt
Organism: Capronia coronata CBS 617.96
Lineage: Eukaryota; Fungi; Ascomycota; Eurotiomycetes; Chaetothyriales; Herpotrichiellaceae
Exons: 1
Coding region: 1-3540 (1179 amino acids)
Biological process (GO): regulation of transcription by RNA polymerase II
Cellular component (GO): mediator complex; core mediator complex
Molecular function (GO): transcription coregulator activity
Source: RefSeq, a predicted model, not a curated record